AAAAGAUGAACAGAAAGAGGCAUUUGGGAUUGCAGCAACUUUCCUCUUUGGCAUCUGUUGCAAAGACCUUUUUAGGGCCAAUUAAAUCAUCCAAAUUUAUUGUUGAUAAAAGAACUUCUGGCAGUGUGUUGGUUUGCUCUGCAGUGAGACUUCUUGAAAGCUUGGAUUCAGAUAAUACGGUGGGACAACUUCUUAAUGACGCCAUCCAAGCACAGAACAAGGAGUAUAAAACUGGAACAACCACCCUGUUGUUUCUUGUUAGUGCAUGGAGCAGUGCGGUACUUGAGUGCCUUGAGCAGGGUGUUCCCCUUUCAAUAAUAGUAACUCUGAUGUCUGAAGGUCUCAGUUCUUGCAUUGAGCAAGUUCAGUCCCUGACAAUACCGAUGCAGGAUGUGAAGCAAAAGCUAGAUGAUAUUCCUAUGAAAUACAACAACAAAGCCCUCAUUAACAUCCGUUUUGGCACAACUGGAAGGCAGACGAUUGAAACUAAAACUUCAGGUAUCGAAUCCAAAGACAGUUUUGAAAUCCAUGUGUCAGAAAAAGAAUUAAAUGACCCUAUCAUUCAGCAGUGGGAAAGCUCUCAGUAUCCAUGGUUAUUUGCUAAAGGCAGCAGCACAGAGUGUUCACAGGCUAAGCCAAAAGAUGACAUUUGUGUUCUAAUGGGUUGCAGAAGUCAUUUGGAUGUAUCAAACUGUAAUAAAAGAUCAAAAUUCAUUCACAGUAGAUAUUUCACUAGUGCAAAGGAAUUUCACUCACAACAGCUGACAGAUGACUUGGAUGGAUCUGCAAAACAUACGAAUGAACUCGGGUAUUUGGGACAGGUGGCAAUGUCUCUUAGCCACGGAAAGGGGCCUGAAAUGAAACUGGUACAGGAUGUUCUUAGAUGCUGGUUGCAGACUGACUCUCAAACAGCUGACUCCCAUCAUUUUCAAUUUAAUAUUUCAGAAAUUGUAACUUGUUGUUUACCAGGGAUGUCUGAAAGUUAUUCUUGUGUUUGUCCUGGGUAUGUCAUGUUGUUAUGUCCAGAGAAAGCUGCUGUUGCUAAGCAGCUUCAGGAUAGACCUCUUCAUAUUGUUCUUGUAGAUGGUGACCUAACAGAUACGUAUCGCCAUUUGGGAUUUAACAGGUCACAAAAUGUGAGAAUGAUCUUAGAAAGUGGGAAUAAUCAAGCAAAUAGCUCAGGCUUGUGGGCUGACGCUGUGUUAGAUAUUCUGAAUCAAUACCAUAUUGAUUUACUUUUGGUGCAAGGUAACACGUGUGAAAGUUUAGAGGAAAAAUGCUUCCUACAUCACAUACUGAUAAUUAAUCAGGUAACCCAUGCUGUGUUGCAAGCUUUUAGCAAUAUUACAGGAGCAGAAAUAGUGACCUACCUCGCUCAGGUGAAUGAACAUUGUGUUGGAAAGGAUGUUUAUUUAAACUUCUGGGGAACGGGAGAGUCAGGUUGGAUGGAACUGGACAGCAGAGUUCCGAUUGUUAUAACAGCAAAAGGAAUUCACCUGGUAACAGUGGUGCUUAGCAGUCCAGUAUUCUCCAAGAUGCAAGCCAUUGAAGAUAACUUUUGGACUUGCGCUUAUCGUGUGCACCAUGCUCUUCUUGAUAAUGCAACUGAUAACCAGAAAUGA
Messenger RNA from Gekko japonicus, 1622 nucleotides. Its product is annotated as Bardet-Biedl syndrome 12 protein homolog. Gene Ontology annotation, molecular function: ATP binding. Lineage: Eukaryota; Metazoa; Chordata; Lepidosauria; Squamata; Gekkonidae. Gene Ontology annotation, biological process: chaperone-mediated protein complex assembly; photoreceptor cell maintenance. The record is from RefSeq and is a predicted model, not a curated record. The transcript is spliced from 2 exons. The coding region runs from base 6 to 1622 and encodes 538 amino acids.